This is a messenger RNA of Striga asiatica, 1795 nucleotides long. Lineage: Eukaryota; Viridiplantae; Streptophyta; Magnoliopsida; Lamiales; Orobanchaceae. The record is from the annotation of a GenBank genome assembly.
UCAAUCAAACACUGUCACAAUGAAGAAAAAACCAGUUCGAAAAUCGAAUCCCAUUUUGAAGUUAGCAAGAGGCCUUCGUGUUUCCGACUGCGAGAUUCAAAUACGACCCAGUGACAAAGAAUGUUCCCCAGCUCCUAGAUAUAGUUCAACUAGUAAAUUCUUCACAGUCACCCUAGAAUUUGGGGGUAAAUUUGAUAUUGGGAAAAAAUAUUCUGCAUAUCUAGGUGGGAGUACAAUAUUGUUUGACUAUGUGGAUUAUGAAACGGUCACACUUGCUGACUUUAAGUCUGUGGCAGAAUUUAAAGGGUGCAAAAAUCCUAUGAGACUGCACACAUAUGUUGGUUGUGGGAGUUUCAUGUUACUUUCAACUGAGACUGAUCUUGAGAGUGUGUUGCAAAGACAAAUUAACAAGGUUAGGGAGGUUAGUUUGUUUGUUGAAGAGCUAAGUAAAAAUACAGAAAUUGUUAAUGCACCUGAAAUUGAAAAUGCGGUUGGUGAAGAUGAUAGUGAUGAAACUUUUGAGUGGGAGAAUGAUAGUGAAGUUGACAAGUUGGAUGACAUCUUGUUUGAUGAAAAUGUGGAUGAAGUUGAGGUUGAGGUUGGGGUUGAGGCAGAGGAGGGUGAGGUUGAGGGUGAGGGUGAGAAGGGUGAGGGUGAGGGUGAGGGUGAGAAUGGUGAAGAUGAUAGUGAUGAAACUUUGGAGUGGGAGAAUGAUAGUGAAGUUGACAAGUUGGAUGACAUCUUGUUUGAUGAAAAUGUGGAUGAAGUUGAGUUUGAGGUUGGGGUUGAGGCAGAGGAGGGUGAGGUUGAGGGUGAGGGUGAGAAGGGUGAGGGUGAGCUUGGGGUUGAGAUUGAGGCUGAGAAGGUUGAUGAGGGUGAGGAGAGUGAUGAAGAUUUAAAUCAGGUCGUGGAUGAGGUUGCUGAGUUUAUGGCUAAGAAUGGUGGGUUUGAUGCUGAUGGUGGUAUUGGUGGGGAGAGUGAGGAAAGUGAGGAUAGUGAGGAGAGUGAUGAUGAUAUUUUGGAUUGGGAGUAUGAUAUGGAAGCUGACAAGGUAGAUGACAAGAUGUUUGAUGAUAAUGUGGAUUUUGAUGCUGAAUGGUUGCAUGGUCAAGGGGAAGGUGUUAAGAAAUGUGCAAAUGAUGCAAAGGUUAAAAAUAUUACAUCAAGAUGGCUUGCUGGUAGAUAUGCUCAUGAGCUGCAAAGUGAUCCUGAUAGAAAGAUUAAGGGUUUUAGGGACAAUAAAGUGAGGGAGCUGAGAGUGACAUUCUCUAGAGCACAAGCAUAUAGGGCAAAAAUGACAGCACUUGCAGAAAAGACUGGCCACAACAAGAGAGGCUGCCUUCUAAUGAAGGAAGGUAAUGCAGAUCCUGCAGCCAUUGGUCUAGAAGAUAGGCCUCAAAAGCUGAAGGCUAGAAGGAUGACAGACAAAGCUCCUGCAAUAGGAAUUUCAACUCAAGAAAGUGUUGUAACUGGUGAAGGCCAAGCCCACAAGAAAAGAAAGGAAGGGAAAAAACAAACCACAGUCCCAAAAUUCAUUCAAGCACCUUCAAUGUACAAUCAAUAUACUUCUGCUCAGUUGGGUCCAACUUCUGGGGUGAACAUUAGAGGGCCUCCUACAUUUCAGGUGGGUCAAUUUAUACCAAGUCAAGAAAGUUGCCUUUCAGAGAGGGACACUAGGCUCAAACAAAUAUUUCAAGAAGGAGGACAGAAGUACAUAUCUGUGUCUGAGCUUAUAUCUGGCAUGAACAAUCCAAAGAAGAGUGAUGAUGGCAGAGGAAAACAGAAAUUGCUGUGA